UCAAGGCAUCACAAAACAAGCUCUGCAUCACCUCUCACAAUGGGUCAUGUCAACUUGUGUUUAAAAGGGCUAUUUAUUGGCUUUAACACACUUUUUGGGAUGAUAGGCAUUCUGCUUAUUGUUCUCGGUAGGACUGCAAGCACCAUGGCUGCGGGAGAAGGGCAAAGUGAUAUUUGGCAGAUUUACCUUUUAGGUGGAGCCAUCGCUGCCAUAUCCUGUCUUGGCGUGUUUGGUGCUAGAAAACAGAUCACGUGUGCUUUGAAAAUGUUUUCUGGACUUGUCUGUAUUGGGAUGGUCAUCUGUGUAAUUGCAGGCAUGUCCUUAGCAAGUAAUAGGUCCAUGAUCAUUGAAGCUACUCAAGAACUGCUCAAGGAAGAAGUGAACCAACUUGAAGAUUUUCAAGCUGCAUAUAAGCUUGAAUGUUGUGGAAUUAAUAAGAGCUACACAGACUGGGGCCCAGAAAUUCCAGAUUCCUGUGUUUGUGCACCAGUCCAUCAAGACACAGCAAUAUGUUACCAAGAGGAGACCAAUAUUUCUGAACGAGUUCAAGUCUACAAAGAGAAAACAAUAGUCUUUCUAAAGACUCAAUCACCAUCCUCCAUCACCACCUCCACUUGUGGUGUGGCAGUUUUUGCCAAAGAAAAAUAAUCUCAAGACUCAUUCUGUCUUUUGUGGUGCUGCAGACUUUUCAGGCUUGUUCCAGACCAGCUCUGCCAGAGUGGUGUCUCUGUCACGUGUGACACUGUGCCUGUCUGUCUGCACACCCUGCACUGCACUCAUAUACAACAGAACCCACUAACGCCUACCUGCAAACAUAUCUACGACAAGAACCGAACACUUCCUGAGAACAUAUUUGACUGCACAUACUCUACUCUGUACAUACUCUACUCUGUGCCAUUUUCAGACUAAAUAUUCCUUUGAAACUAACUGAAUACUCCUUUGAGACUUGAAUACUUUGAGAUUUGAUUACUCCUUUGAGACUUGAAUACUUAUUUGAGACUUGAAUACUUUGAGAUUUGAAUACUUAUUUGAGACUUGAAUACUUUGAGAUUUGAUUACUCUUUUCAGACUUGAAUACUCAUUUGAAACUGAAUACUGUGAAUACUACUUUGAAUUAUACUGACACUCUGAAUCCCACUGUGAACCAGCAGCAUCCUGUAACAUACAGUACCUGCAAACAUAUUUCAGACAGUAAUUUACCACUUUCUGAGAGCACAUACUCUGAACUAUAUAAAGAUUCUGAAACAUACUAAGAAUUACCUGUGAACUAUUCGGAUAGAGAACUAUUACUGUGAACUUUACAAACCUCAACCAUUUAUAUAUUUGAAUAAUAUCUGUCAAAAGUUGUCUUUGCUGUUGCAUACCUACUUUUACAUCUGAGCUGUGCUGCAAGGCUGAACUUGGGGUGUGUGAGGACUUCAACUUGAGGGCUCCCUCUCAUUCUUCAUCGGUGUCAUCAAGUGCUCCCUCUACCUAACAGUUCCAGUGCCAUAUUUCAUAAUUUAAUCAAUAAUUAAACUAAAGUAAAUAUUUUGUGUAAA
Molecule: messenger RNA, 1541 nt
Organism: Sardina pilchardus (European sardine)
Lineage: Eukaryota; Metazoa; Chordata; Actinopteri; Clupeiformes; Clupeidae
Product: tetraspanin-8-like
Exons: 9
Coding region: 40-648 (202 amino acids)
Cellular component (GO): plasma membrane
Source: RefSeq, a predicted model, not a curated record